AUGCACAUUUGCGCGCGGAUCUUCGCGUGGGCAUGGGACCUUCUCGUCGGUAGCGCGGCGUAUCCGAUGCAGCAGUCUGUGGGAAUAGAGGUGCGGGUGACCAACGAGAUUCCCGUCGUUUCAACGGAAUCGAGUGCCAUACGAGAUGGAGCACCGCCUUGGACUACUACUUCGGCUCCAAGUCGAACCUCCCCGCCAACUCCCACAAAUCCACAUUCUCAAUACUUAUCGCCGCAUGUUUUUCACGGACGGAACUCACUUUGUUCCGCGAAUGAUUACACGCGAAGGAGGCGACCCAUGACACUGCGCAUCGGUCCUCGUCUGAGUCUUCCGAGCAAGAGCACAUCCGCGCCGACCACAACUACAGACGGGGAGUGGCGUGCACUUAGGUAA
Messenger RNA from Wasmannia auropunctata (little fire ant), 393 nucleotides. RefSeq lists its product as uncharacterized. The coding region runs from base 1 to 393 and encodes 130 amino acids. The transcript is spliced from 3 exons. Lineage: Eukaryota; Metazoa; Arthropoda; Insecta; Hymenoptera; Formicidae. The record is from RefSeq and is a predicted model, not a curated record.